GCUGCCCAAAACACAAGGUCUGCAAAUUGUAAACAGAAGACCGAAUUUUAUAAAAAUUAAUUUUUUAUAUUGAAGGUCUUCGUAAUUUAAGUUGAAAAAUGUCUCAAGUACUGCCCAAAGUUUUGCUCCGAUCCAGCACACCUCAACUUCAAUUCCUGCGGUUUCGUGGAAAAAUCAACAUUCAACGUCCCCAAAAGAAUUCCUAUGAAAAAGCUCGUUUUCUCGCUGCUACAAUGCCAGUUCUCCCAAAGCCCGCAUACAACCAACGAUGCAUCGAUUACGCGUUGCGUGACCAGAAAAUGAAGGAAGUUGUCGAUAAUCCCUACAAUCUCAUUAUCGCACGUGAAGUCCGUAAUUGGUUCGAUCAUUCGCAGAUGAUUUGCAUUUUUCACUUGAAUCCCAUCUCGCAAGAGGACCUUUUCAAUGCGCAAGUUGCCUUUCACAAGCAAGGCAUGAAAUUAAAGAGUUAUGGCAAGAAAAUUCUUCAAUUAGCAAUUGGCGGAUCGAAAUACGAAACAAUUCUCCCGUUAUUCGAUACGAAACAUUGCAUCGUCUUUAGCCCCGAGAUAAAAGUGAAUCAAGUGCUGAAAAUUAUUAAAAAGCAUCCGCAAAUGAUUUUGAUGGCUGGCAUUGCGUAUGAUCGGUAUUUGAGUAAAAAUGAGUUAGUUGCGUUGGGAACGAUGCCCGAUUUGCAAACUCAAAGAGCACAAUUUGCGGCGUUGCUUCAAAGUGCGGGACAACAAGUUGUGAGCAAUUUGCAGCAACAUCAAACGCAACUUUGUAGUUUGUUGGACAUGCAUGCGAUGGGAAGUGAACAAACUACAGCUAAAAGUGAGGCUCCGAGUGAAGCAAAAACGGAAGAAGUGAAAGAAAAGCCCGCUGAUGACAAAUGAGAAAUGUAAAUAAAUUUAAAAGUAGUUAACAAA
Messenger RNA from Culicoides brevitarsis, 926 nucleotides. It is a transcript of the gene mRpL10, whose product is annotated as large ribosomal subunit protein uL10m. Gene Ontology annotation, cellular component: mitochondrial large ribosomal subunit. The transcript is spliced from 2 exons. Gene Ontology annotation, biological process: translation. Gene Ontology annotation, molecular function: structural constituent of ribosome. The record is from RefSeq and is a predicted model, not a curated record. The coding region runs from base 99 to 893 and encodes 264 amino acids. Lineage: Eukaryota; Metazoa; Arthropoda; Insecta; Diptera; Ceratopogonidae.